GAGCAGAGGAAGCAGGUGACCGGGCAAAGGGCAGACUGACAACAACCACUCCACCGUCACCCACUGUGGGUUAUGAGGGAACCGAAAGUCCCGCUGCGUGGUGUUUGAUGUCAGCUUGCAUUCCCCUCCGGUGUCGACAGAGGAUCCUCCUCCAGCCUCUGUGAACUCCUCUCCCCGCCACACAAACGACAUUUUGGGGGUUCGGUCUCCAGCUCUCCAGCUCUCCUUCCUCACACCCCACACAUUUCCCGGUGUGUGUCGGAGGAUAAUACCGUUUUUAUCAGAGUGUUUGGGAACGAAACCGACCUCGGACUGAACCGUGCUCCUUCAGUGGGCGGAUAAAGCGGAGGAGGGCAUCCGGGCCUGGCUGCUCCGGAGAGUCGACUUCAAACGACGGAAUUCACCAUUUUCAGGCUGCACUUGCCCUGCUAUGGAAAAGAUGAAGAGAAUAAAGAAGCGCCUCUCGUUAACUCUGCGCUCCAGUCAGACCAUCGACGAGUCUCUGUCUGAGCUGGCCGAGCAGAUGACCAUCGAGGACGGCGGCGGCACCAAGGACAAUGAGCCCUUCAUGAGGAACGGCCGCCCCCCCACCUCCCACAGCAUGCACUCCUUCCUGCACCAGUACACCGGGUCCUUCAAGAAGCCUCCACUCCGCCGGCCGCACAGCGUCAUCGGCGGCUCCCUGGGGUCCUUCUUGGCAAUGCCACGCAACGGAAGCCGCCUGGAUAUCGUGCAUGAGAACCUGAAGAUGGGCUCCGACGGGGAGAGCGACCAGGCGUCAGGGACGUCUUCAGACGAGGUGCAGUCUCCCACCGGCGUCUGUCUGAGGAACCGCAUCCACCGGAGGAUCUCCAUGGAGGACCUCAACAAGCGACUGUCGCUGCCGGCUGACAUCCGAAUCCCCGACGGGUAUCUGGAGAAGAUGCAGCUCAGCAGCCCGCCCUUCGACCAGCCGCUCAGUCGACGCUCCCGCAGAGCCUCGCUGUCAGAGAUUGGUUUCGGCAAGUUGGAAACGUACAUAAAGCUGGACAAACUGGGAGAGGGAACAUACGCGACAGUAUUUAAAGGACGCAGUAAGCUGACGGACAACCUGGUGGCGCUGAAGGAGAUCCGGCUGGAGCACGAGGAGGGAGCGCCAUGCACCGCCAUCAGAGAAGUGUCGUUACUGAAGGACCUCAAACACGCCAACAUCGUGACACUUCAUGACAUCAUCCACACUGAGAAGAGCCUCACACUCGUCUUCGAAUAUCUGGAUAAGGACCUGAAGCAGUACAUGGACGACUGUGGAAACAUAAUGAGCAUGCACAAUGUGAAGAUCUUCCUGUUCCAGAUUUUGCGAGGGCUGUCUUAUUGUCACAAGAGGAAAGUUCUCCACAGGGACCUGAAGCCCCAGAACCUGCUCAUCAACGAGAAAGGAGAACUCAAACUGGCUGAUUUCGGUCUGGCGAGGGCCAAGUCUGUGCCGACUAAAACCUACUCCAACGAGGUGGUGACUCUCUGGUACCGGCCUCCUGAUGUUCUCCUGGGAUCCUCCGAGUAUUCAACACAGAUCGACAUGUGGGGUGUUGGUUGUAUAUUCUAUGAGAUGGCAGCAGGUCGGCCCCUGUUCCCCGGCUCCACAGUAGAGGACGAGCUCCACCUCAUCUUCAGGUUACUCGGUACACCCACAGAGGACAACUGGCCGGGAAUCACCUCCAUCGAUGAGUUUAAAUCCCACAGCUUCCCCAAAUACAAACCACAGCCGCUGAUCAACAACGCUCCCAGGCUGGACAGCGAAGGCAUCGAGCUGCUGCUGUCUUUUCUCAGAUUUGAAUCUAAGAAGAGGAUUUCAGCUGAGGAGGCCAUGAAACAUUCCAACUUCCGGCAGCUCGGGAUGAGAAUUCAAACACUGCCUGAGAAUGUAUCAAUAUUCACUUUAAAAGAAAUGGAGCUGCAGAGGGACCCUGGCUACAGGAGCUCCUCAUACCCAGAGUCAGGUAACAGCAAGAUCAACAGGAGGCAGAGCAUGCUCUUCUAAUGUCAGAUGAAGAGGAUGUCAAACUUCAUGAUCCCUUCCCAACGACCUCACGCAUGAGCCCACCUCCCCUCGGGUGACCCCUCCUCCCUCUUACCUGCACACACACACACAGAAAUACACACACACACAGAAAUACACACACACACACACACACACACACACACACACACACACACACACACACACACACACACACACACACACACACACACCCCUCAGAGCAAGUGACUCUGGGCUGUAUCUGUUUGGAGACUGUGUUUAUUUAUUAGGAGGGAGUGAGGUUGAGUCUUUUGCUGCUAAACUACUACUGUCUGUAUUUAACACACCGUGUGUGUGCAUGUGUGUGUGUACAUGAUGUAAACUCGAGACGCCAUGCACAGUUGAGCAGUCAGAAAGGUUACUUUUGUUCUCUUCUGACUAAUAUUCUCCGGCUUCGUUUGAGUUAAAAUCCCACUGAUGUUGACGUUGACGCUGUGAUCCAAGUUGUUGUUCCUGUUCAGUCUCUUCAGAUAUUUUUAUUUAUAAAUAUGUAUAUAUAUUGGACUUUUUUUUUUUUCUUCGAGCUUCCGUGACUGAAAUCUACAACAUUUCAAAGUUUAAAAGACUUGGUGAGGGAUAAAAUGCAUCUUCUGGAUUAUUUCUUGCCGUUUUCUCAAAAACAUUUCAGUUGACUAUUCUUUUGAAAGCCCCGCAGCCCCCUGGGUUUACACUGAGAGUUAAAAAGCAGACUGUGAGCGGAUCGCAGUAACACUUUUAAUCUGAGGGUUAAACAAGCACACACACAGACAAACUCGAAGAACAAGAAACCAACUUUUUUUGACCAUUCUGGCUCAGCAACGGAAGCUAAACUAAGGAGUAGAGGUCAGUAUCAGGUGGGAAGACAAGCCAAAAGGAUGGAUGCAAGAGGACGAAUACUGGCACUGAAAAGGAAGCCAUGUGACGUCCCACAGAUGAAAAACCCUCACAGAACUGCCAACUUCAGUGCUUUUAAAAAAAUGCAAGCAACACUUUGUCCCUUGGCGUACAUUUGUAGAACUCACUGCAGUAACUCUUUGUGUUUAACUUGGACUUCAGUGUGGUUAUUUUUUUUUACUUCAGGGACUUGUGCCUUGACACGGCCGAGUUUACCCAACAGUAUUAAGUUGUAUUUUGUGUGUGUGAACUUUGAUCUCUUCUUGUGAAACUACAGAGUCGUUGUGGCAUGUUUUUUUCGCAGGGGGUUUGGGGUUUCGGUCUUCAAACUAAAUGGUUGUUUUCCACUUGGCGUCGGAACAUUGCUCUCUCCAGCAUUUGUAGCCUACUAAAGAAAACAAAUAUUUAAGAUUGAAAUGUUUAGAUUUAACUGGGUUGAAAGCUGACAGUGAAGCAGGUUGAGAAGUCUCUCUAUUAAUUGUAUUUUUCACUGAAGUGUCUGUUUGUGCUCUGCAUUCCUGGUUUUUAUUUAAUUGCAGGGAUUAAGUCUUAUUCCUGUGGACUAAUUGGAGUUAUUGUCACUUCAUAGUAGUUAGUAGUUUUUCAGGAGCUAUUUGAUACGUGCAUUAUUUGAUAUUUUGUGGUAAUACACUUAUUUGCUUUCUUUUAAGAAUAAGGUCUGAAGAUAAAAGAGUUGGUACAACAAAUAUAAAGCUAGCAACGUUAGCCUGUUAGCUUAGUUUAGCACAAAGACUCAAACCAGGGCUAGUCAAUUUUUUAAUUUUUUUAAACAAACCAAUUAAACAAGGUAUUAGUGUAGUUUAAGAGGUUAUGUCAGAAUGUGUUACUUCAAGAAAGGUAAGCUCGUUCCCAUAAGUUUUUAUGCUAAGCUAGCUUAGCUCGCCCCGGCUACAUAUUUAUUGUUGCUACAGACAUGAGUGUUUUUGUUUUUAUAUUUUCAUAUAAUUUUCGUUAAGAAAGCAAACUCGUCUAAUUCCUAAAAAUGUCAAACUAUUCCUCAGAAUAUGUGUGGUUGGCAUCAAAUCGCCUGCAGUAAAUAACAUCAGGAAUGCAUGAACAACACAGGUAAAACGUGAAAGUUAGAGGAGAUUUAAGUGAGAUUUGUGUUACUGUUGUAUCUUGGGCUCAACAUCAACAUGAAAAUUAUGCAUAGGCCUACUGUCGGUUGAGGAGUAAAGGAUUUAAUUAGGUAGAACAUGCUAGAAAAGUGCUGGACGUAUUAAUACAAUUGGUUAUUUGUUAUUAACAGAGCGUUAAUGUGUUGGACGUUAUCACAGUUUGCAGCUAAAAAUGUAAUAAUCCUGUAAACAUGCUAUUUUUUUCAUUUCAAGGCGGAAAUUAUGAGCUACUAAUUUGAUCAAUUAAAACCCAACACAACCGAACAAUUGAAGAUACCAUUUAAGGUUUGGAUAACACAUAAUGUAAAUUAUUGUGUUAACAGGAAAAGUCUGACAUUAAUGUAUUAAAUGUACCCUUUGCCCCAUGAAUGGAGAAAUCAUAGGUCACUUUUCUUCCCCUCAUUGUGCAUUUCACGUAAAAUGUAUGUACUCUUUAUUCAUGCUUAAUAAGUUAUGACUUACACAACCAUAACUAAGAAAAACUUCAGGAUAAAUUAUGUUUAACUGCAAA
Messenger RNA from Trematomus bernacchii (emerald rockcod), 4579 nucleotides. RefSeq names its product cyclin-dependent kinase 17 (gene cdk17). Gene Ontology annotation, molecular function: protein kinase activity; ATP binding. Gene Ontology annotation, cellular component: nucleus; cytoplasm. The transcript has 18 exons. NCBI's taxonomy places the organism in Eukaryota, Metazoa, Chordata, Actinopteri, Perciformes, Nototheniidae. Bases 431 to 2017 code for a protein of 528 amino acids. Gene Ontology annotation, biological process: protein phosphorylation. The record is from RefSeq and is a predicted model, not a curated record.